Messenger RNA from Serendipita indica DSM 11827, 3285 nucleotides. The record is from the annotation of a GenBank genome assembly. NCBI's taxonomy places the organism in Eukaryota, Fungi, Basidiomycota, Agaricomycetes, Sebacinales, Serendipitaceae.
AUGUUCUCGUACCCUAAGCCUACACAGAUCACGUAUCCACCCUUUGAAUCCCUGAAUCCAAGACCUCUUCAUGCGAUUAGUCCACCAAAGGCAAUCCCGGAUCAUGUUCGCGUCGCUCUACCAAGAGCUGCGGCCCAAAGAACACAAGCCCCUUACUCGGAACGCGUUAUCCCCGGCUAUACACUGAGUACACACGUGUUCCCAGCCGCGAGCCCAAGGUCAAAAUGUGACACCGGUCCAACACCUCUGUUUCCGUUCUCGGACCCAAAUCGCAAAUCCAAAGUAACUGCUGCCACUGAACAACUCGCGGCACUUCGAGAUGUCAACGCCGAGGUUGUGUACGAAGAGGAUUGGCCAGAACAACCAUUGUGGAUGGUGGUCAAUCGCUUCACCAGCCAAAGGUUAUUUCAGGGAUACUCCGAGCCAAAACAGCCCAGGGUGACCAUGACAUUUAUGCACGCAAACGGGUUUCAUAAAGAGACCUGGGAAGAGGCCAUUAAAGCGGCAGUUUUCUCCUCAAAAGAAUUUGGCUUGACUGUGGAUGAGAUGUGGUUCUUUGAUUCGGUCAAUCAUGGAGAUAGCGCACUCCUCAACGAAGGACGAUUAGGAACUAUAUUCAACUGGCAAGACAAUGCUCGGGAUCUUUUAAACUUCUUACUUCACUAUCUUCCUCAAUCUCCUGGAGGCAUUCUCCCCGUAUAUCUUGAACCCAUUUCGACUUCCGAAUCGACACAUAGAGCCACUCGUGGCUUUUCGCAUCGAAUCCUGGUAGCAUGCGGUCAUUCCCUGGGAGGCGUGAGCACAUGUAGAGCAGCACUACAUAUGCCACAACUCUUCUCAGACGUGUUGCCAAUUGACCCAGUCAUAUAUGCCCCAUUUCUACACGACGCGAUAGCUGCCGCAUCACUUCCACUUGUCGCAACCGUUAGUCGAAGAGUAGAUUGGGCGUCGCGGGAGGAGGCCAUGAGGUCCUUGCUACAGCUUAGUUUCUUCAACAAAUGGGAUCGAAAAGUGCUUGAAGCCUAUGUCGACCAUGCAAUGUUCGACGACGACGAGGGGCGAAUACGGUUGAAAACAUCUGGAUAUCAGGAAGCCGCGGUAUUCGCUGAGAGGCGGGUAGCACGCGAAGUCUGGGAGCUAUUGCCUCAAAUGGACGAGAGGGUUGAGCUUCACUGGAUUAUGAGUGGAAUGUCUGGUGUUGGAGAAGAAGAGGAUAUGCUCAAGGAUAUAUUCUGGCGACGAGAAUUGACGGUUCUGGACAUCUUAUUGUCCAAACCGUUCCCCAUUCCUUGGGAGUGGGACUGGCGGCACAAUUCUAAGGUUCAGCCACUCUUGUACCUCGACGCUAACGAUAAAAUGUCACAACGCGCAAAUUACUAUGAGCAAGAGCUCGACGACGCGGACGAUCUUGCAGACGUUGGACUAAAUCUUACAAUUGGCAACUAUGGCGGCCUCUAUGAGGAUGCAGUGCCUAGGAUCGACGAAGCCACGCUCAUCGCGAUGCAGCAACAUGUCGCUCAACAAGUUGCUCUUGCUCAGGUCCCCGACGUGGUCAAAAGAUUCAUCAUCCAAUUCCAUCAAGCUAUUUUGAAUAACAAUCUUCCGGAAAUCACUGCUUGCUACGAGAAUGGCUGGAACCGGUUCACCGAACAGUUUUACGCCAAAACAGAGUGGCCAGAGGCAGAGAUCAUUGCACCGCUCGUCAACGACAAUCCUGUCUUUCUCAUCCUCUAUCGAGAGCUUUAUUAUCGGCAUAUCUACUCACGGCUAGCUCCAAAUGUGGACGAUAGAUUUCACUCGUACGAGAACAGCUGCGAGCUCUUCAACUACCUCCUUAAUUCAGAAGGCCCAGUACAGCUUACCCUUCCUGACCAGUGGCUCUGGGACAUCAUCGACGAGUUCAUUUAUCAGUUCCAAUCCUUCUCGCAAUGGCGAUCCAAGCCCAAGCUCAAAAGCGAGGACGAGCUUCAGAUGCUGGCAUCAGAAGCAGAAAGCUCUGGGGGCUCGCAACUUUGGAGUUGCUAUUCCGUCCUCAAUGUCUUAUAUUCAUUGGUGCAGAAGAGCCGCAUCAAUGAGUAUCUGAUUGGCGUUCGAGAAGGCUGCAGCGAGAUUGAGCUCGUGGAAAUUGCGGGCGAGUAUGGAUCAAAGCCACUAUACCGCAUGCUCGGAUAUUUUAGCCUGAUAGGACUCCUGAGAGUUCACGUCCUUCUUGGAGAUUUCACACUGGCCUUGAAAGUGAUGGAGAAUAUCGAGCUCAACCAAAAGGCAUUCUUCACCAAAGUCACUGCAUGUCACGUCGCAACAUACUAUUAUGUCGGCUUCUCCUACAUGGCGCUUCGCCGAUACAACGACGCCAUCCGCACUUUUGUGUCAAUCCUCAACUUCAUUGGUCGAAUGCGGCAGUAUCACACGCGAAGUUAUCAAUACGAUCAAAUCAACAAGACAGCCGAGCGGAUGUACGCACUUUUCGCCAUCUGCAAUUGUCUCUCACCAAGCAAACUUGACGAUCAAAUUCUCAACAACGUCAAAGAGCGCUAUGCUGAUCAAAUAUCGAAGAUGUCGCAGCCAUUCACGUCAAAUGCAUUCAUCACCCCGAAUCCGACCACUCCCAUUACCCCUGGUUCGCCAACAGCGAAAGCGUCUGCUGCCUCCGAAGCCUUGGCCGCUUACAGCGAACUCUUCCUUUUCGCUUGUCCAAAAUUCAUCACCGCAAAUGCACCACCGUAUAAUGACCAGGACGCGCUUACCGUAUACGUCAACGAUCCUCCAGAGGAACCAGCUACACGACAUUUAUCCCUCUUUUUGGACGAUAUCCGUGCACGAGCAGAAGUUCCAACUCUGCGAUCGUACCUCAAGCUCUACACCAGCUUGGACGCCAGCAAACUCGCCGGUUUCCUCGAGAAGGAUGAGGAAGAACUAGUGCAACUAAUGAUGGUCAUGAAAUCCGCGAGUAGAGGCGUCUCCAGAGUAAAUAAUGAGGGUACUCUGCUCGACGGGCAGAUGAUCACGACGAGCGAUCUUGAUUUCGUCAUCAACGAUAACAUGGUUCACGUCGUGGAGUCUGUUAUCAAUCGCAAGUACGGUGGUUGGUUUGUGCGUAACACCGAGCAUGCACAACGAGUGUACGACGCUCUCAAAGCCAGCCCACUCCCGAUCUCAAAGCAGACUCCAGCGGCUAACGCAGGUUCAAAUACAGAAGACACAAAGCCUAUCACUCAAGACGCAAAACGGACAACAAACGUUCCGUGGAAUGCCUCGACACGUAAAGUGGAGUUUAAUGUGUAA